UUCGACCGCGACUCGUUUAGUAAGCCGAGUCCGGUUCGAUUCAAAACCCGGAUUUCAUAAAACUCGGGCAACUCGGCUCAAAACCGGUGGAACCGGUGACCCGGGUUGACGUUAGAACCCGGUUUGUUAUUUUUGACACAUUUUAAAUUGUAAUUAGGGUUUUAUAUCAGGCUAAUCCUGGAUAAUAACUUAAGUUAAUAAUAGUAAUACUUAACAGCCGUCAUUUUUUAAUAAUUCUCGAGAAAAAAAAGAAACCUAAACGUCUUCUCGUCGUCUCUCACUGUCGUACACCAUUCUCCAUCUGAAUUUUUCUUUGCCACAAGAUUUGGAACUGCACUUGUAAGAAAAAGUAAGUAACGUGAUUCUCUUUUGUUGUUCGAAAUUUGAUAUAACAUAUAAAUAUAUUAUUUUUUUGUUAUUUUUACUAGUUAAUGGAGGGGAAUCAUUCAGAACCAGAUUUAGGCGUACCUUCUUCUCAACGUUCAGUUCGUCGUAAAGAUGACAUAGCUUGGAGAUAUAUAACAGAACGGACUGAGCAGAAUGGGAAGAAAACUUUGAUUUGUGACUUCUGUCAGAAAGAGAGCGGAGGUGGAGGCAUUAACAGAAUGAAACAACAUUUAGCUGGGAUAAGAGGAAACAUAGAUUCAUGUACCAAAGUUUCUGCAGAAGUUCAGUUUCAGAUGAAGCAAUCAUUGAAAGAAAAUGAAGACAAAAAUAAGGAAAAGAGAGGCAUACCACUUGAUGAUAUAAACAUUGUUGCUGAUAUGAAUGCUGAUGGACAAGGCAUUCAUUCUCAGCCAUCUGUUACUCAAACCAAAAAGAGAAACAGAGGUGGAGAUUUACAUGGGUUUUUUAAAACAGGCCUGAGUGAUCCUACUCAACCAAGUAUAAAGGCAUCUAUACAAAGCAAGGAGAAGGUGCAUGAUGCUGAUAUGGCUGUUGCUUUAUGGUUUUAUGAUGCUUGCAUUCCCAUGAACGCUGUGAACUCUCCAUUCUUUCCAGUUAUGUUAAGCAAAGCUGCUAGUUUAGGACAUGGAUAUACUGGUCCUUCGUAUCAUGCUUUGAGGGUUGGGUUAUUAAGAGAUGCAAAAAAACAUGUAUCUUUGAUCGUUGAAUCAUUUAGAAGCACGUGGGCUAGCACCGGCUGUACCUUGAUGGGAGAUGGAUGGAAAGACACUAGAAAAAGACCACUGAUCAAUUUUUUAGUGUACUGUCCAAAAGGAGUUACGUUCAUCAAGUCGGUUGAUGCAUCUGAUGUAUACACAAAUGCAGAGAAUUUGUGUAAUUUAUUUGCUGAGAUGGUGGAAAUGGUUGGCUCUGAAAAUGUGGUUCAUUUAGUGACUGAUAAUGCGCCUAACUACAAGGCUUCAGGUAGACUACUUGCGGAGAGAUAUCCAAAUAUUUCUUGGUCUCCAUGUGCAGCUCAUUGCAUGAAUUUAAUAUUGGAGGAUGUGGGAAACAUGCCUAAUGUUAAAGAGUUAGUUUCUGCUGUAUCAAAGGUAACUAUCUUUGUCUACAAUCAUAAGUCAACUUUAAAUUUUUUGAGGAAGAGGCAAGGUUGGAGGGAAAUCAUUCGUCCAGGAGAAACCCGAUUUGCUACCACUUUUAUAGCCCUUCAGAGUGCAUAUGCACAUAAAGAUGACUUACAAGCUUUGGUAGUAGAUCAAGAGUUCAGACAGUUUCUGAAAACAGAGAAAGCAAGAUGUGUCAAGGCUGUUGUUUUGGAUGAAAACAUGUGGGCGCAUUGUUUGUUGAUCGUAAGGAUUAUGGCUCCAAUGAUACGCUUGUUGCGUGUUUGUGAUACUGAUGAGAAGCCAUCAUUACCAUAUGUCUAUGAAGGAAUGUAUCGAGCACGUUUAGGCAUCAAGAAGAUAUUUGGAAAAAAGAAGGAAUUGUAUAAGCCUUAUACAAGGAUCAUAAAGAACAGGUGGGAUAGAAUGUUGCGCCAUGAUCUUCAUGCUGCAGCAUACUUCUUCAAUCCAGCUUUCAUGUAUGAUCAAAAGAACUUUUCAAAAAAGCCUGAGAUAUUGAAAGGGAUGUUAAAUUUGAUGGAAAAACAAAAAGGGUCUGACAGAACAAAGAUCUUUGAGGGGAUGACAAUGUAUAGAGAACGUGAGAAAAGCUUCUCACAUUCAUCAGCUUUAAGUUGUUCGAAAACCACUCGUCCUGAUGAGUGGUGGAAGUUCUUUGGAUAUGAUGUUCCUGUUUUGCAGAAGCUAGCAAUUCGAAUUCUUAGCCAAACUGCAUCUUCAUCGGGCUGUGAACGUAAUUGGUCUGUGUUUGAAAGAAUUCACACAAAAAGGAGGAAUAGAUUGGAACAUCAAAGACUCAAUGAUCUUGUCUACGUUCAUUACAAUUUGCGCCUGCAAGAUAGGUGAGUUUAAGUUCAAAUACACAGCUAUGAAAUUAUAGAAUAUAACUAUUAAAUGUUCAUAUGCUCAGGUUCUCAAAAAGAAAGAGGUCAUAUGAUCCAAUUGAUAAUGAGUCCAUUGAUAAAACUGAGUUCUGGGUAGUAGAAGAAAGUGGAGAAGCUGAACUAGAUUAUGAUGAACUUGAGAAUGCACUUACUGAAGAAAACCCAAAAGAUGGAGAAGAUGCAACUUCUGAAACCUUGAACUUGAACGGUAGAUACAUCUUCUUUUAUACGACAUGUUUUUUUUGGCUAUGAUGUCUAUUAUUUAACUCAUGCAUUUUUCAUAUUUUUUUCUUGUUUUAGAAGGUACCGAAGAUGAAGUGCCAUUCUCUCAAGAUGAUACAACUGAAUAAAUUUGAGAUAUUCUAUCAUUCUCCAACAGAUUUUUUUUUGUCAUGUUUUCAUUUAGUUCAUUACAUUAAAUAUUCAGUUACUAUUUAUCUAUUUUAUGAUGCUAUUUUAGAUAAUAUUCAUCAGACAUUUUUACAUUUUUAUAUAUGAUUAAUUAUAUAAUAUAUAUUUAUAUAUUAAAUAUAUAAAUAUAUUUAAUAAAUAAAAACCCGGUUCGACCGGUUGAACCGGUUCGACCAAUCAACCAGUGAAUACGCCGAGUCGGUGUCCGGUCCGGUUUUUAAAACAUUGCUUUUAAGCUUUGAAGACUUUUAAAGGUAAUUAAAGUUUCUAAAGCCAUCACAUUUUUGCUUUUCUAAAAUUUCUCAACGUCCCCUAAACUCAGAGUCUAGUUUCUUUUAUUCCCUUUGUUUUGUUCAAGUUACUCUACUUCUUUUGAAAGCUAGAAUCUGAGGCUGUAGAACAUAUCUAUCUUAUUAAAACUCAAGUACAAAAUUGGAGUGUUUGGAGACUUGAAUAGGACUUUUAAAAAUUUGUAGUGUUUGGAAACAUGGAUUGCAGUCUUUUAAAAAAAAAUCUAUCUUAUUAAAACUCAAGUACAAAAUUAGAGUGUU
Messenger RNA from Brassica rapa (field mustard), 3378 nucleotides. RefSeq lists its product as uncharacterized. NCBI's taxonomy places the organism in Eukaryota, Viridiplantae, Streptophyta, Magnoliopsida, Brassicales, Brassicaceae. The record is from RefSeq and is a predicted model, not a curated record. Gene Ontology annotation, molecular function: DNA binding; protein dimerization activity.